AUGGUCAUAAAUGGAGUGUACUACACUCACCAUACAGUUUGUGCAUCACAGUACAGUGACGGCAACAGUACUUUUUUUGCACUUCACCGCGUUGAAUCUCGAGGCACCCGUUUGAACCCUUACAUUACCUACACUCUGUGGAAGGCCACCAAACAUCAAAUUCUCCCUUGUCACUUCCUCAAAAUCUCUUUCUUUUCUUGUUGCCCUCCCUCUUCCCUUCCCUCACCCUCUUCCAUCCUGCUCACCCCCCUCUCUUCCAACCCCCACCGAGGCAGGAGCCUGCGCAACAACCAGCUGAGCGGCUGUCUGCUGCAGCCCAUCCCACCAUCCAUCAAGCAGUACCAGCUAGACAGCAACUUCUUCUCCUGCGGCUUCUCCACUCCGCCCGACUGCACCAACACCAUCAUAUCCGUGCAAGCCAACUGCCUUGGCGCCACCGACAUGCCGCCCUGUCCCAUGGACCCGCAGCGAGUGAAGGAGGUCUGUGCUUCCUUCUGCGGCCUCUCUGCUACCACGCCGGUGUGCAAUGGGCAUGGCACCUGCUUCUAUUAUGGACCCAACAGGAUCCCCACGUGUGCUUGCGACACUGGGUAUACCAACGGGGAGCUUCCAGGGACGUGUGUGGCCGUUCCUGCUGCUGGCGGCGGGACUCCUGUGAACUUUUCCCUGCUGACCUCGUUAAGUGUUUCUCACGACGAUGGGGGCGGUGCGGCGAUGGCGGUGCACGGAGCAGAAGCGGUGCAGCCGGAUAACAGCGUGGUGCUGACGAGCAACAGCCAGGCGGAGUGGGGAGCGGCGUUCCUGGUGUCGCGUGUGCGCCUCUUCUCCUACACUGUCAAGAACCACUCGUGCGGCCGCGAGAUCGCCCUCAAGCUCUCCUUCUCCUUCUCCCUCGCCCCCGCCGCUGCCAGCAACGGCAUCGGCAAGGGAGGCCUCGCGUUUGUGAUCGCAGCAGCGGAUACCGUUCCCGGAGGCGACGGCAGCACACUGGGUUACUCCGGCAUGAGCGAGCGCAGUGUGGCAGUGGAGUUUGACUCGUUCAAAGAUGCGAGCAGCAACGACCCGGACAGCAGCCACGUGGGUAUCAACGUCGGUGGCUCUGUGGUGUCUAUCUCCACUGCGGCCGUGCCUGGGCUCAACACAGGCAGCACCAUGUACGCAUGGAUCGACUACUCUCCGGGGAAAGGCGGGCUGCUGUCGGUGUUUGUGGCCAGUGCGGCCUCUCGCCCCGCCAAGCCUAAUCUCAAGCGCAGUGUGUCGCUGUGUGGCGUGCUGAAGCCCACAUUCGAGGACGCCACGUUUGUGGUUGGCUUCACUGCUGCCUCGUCUGACCCCCCUCAGAAGCACACGGUGCUGGAGUGGUCGCUGGAUACAGAGGCCACGUUCACCACCUCAGGAGUCAACCGCUACUUCCGUUAUGCCAGUGCCGGCGCGCUGCAACAACCCGCAGGCGCAAGAGCAGGAGGAGGAGGAGGAGGAGGAGGAGCAGCAGCAGCAGGGGCGAGCACAGAAGAGGAGCAGCAGUGGGCAGUGGCUACGGACAUGACAUGGGUGCGCGCAGACCGGCUUCCUCACUGGCCGGUGCGCAGCCAGGCGGGGUGUGGCGACUGCUGGGCAUACGCUGUCGUUGCCAGCAUAGAGGCCGCCUACGCCAUCCUCUCAGCCAACGGCUCUCUGCCCGUCUUCUCUGUUGACUCGCUCCUUGCCGACAUGAAGGCGGAUUGCUCCGGAGGUUCCCCCUCCAAGGCCUUCCAGUACUUGCUUGCGGUUAGCAAGCAAGGGGGGGGGCUGCAGCUGCAUCGGGGGCAGCAGGGGUCACCACCGGUGGCGGCGACGGCGGCGGGUGGGAAUGUACUGUGCUCGCCGCUGCUGAAGCCGAUAGCGGCGCUCUUGGGAAUGAAGUGCACUUCCAAGGAGAAUGCUAGGGCUGAAAUUGGCUACAGCAUAACGGGCUUUGAGCGGGCGGCCUUCUACAGCUGGUUUGGGCUCGUGCUGGCGGUGCAGCGGCAGCCGGUGGUGGUGCACAUAGAGGCGUCUGCCGACUCCUUUCUCAACUACGACGGGCUACACAAGUACCAGGACCCAGCGUGCUUCACGUACAACCUGAACCACGUGGUGCUGCUGGUGGGGUACCGCCUGGUGGGCAAGGACUCGCGCUUCCCCCACAUGGCGCCGCCCUUCUGGAUCAUCCGCAACUCAUGGGGGCCUGACUGGGGUGAUGGGGGCCACAUGCGCAUGGACAUCCAGGGGGGGGAUGGCGUGUGCGGCAUCAACACACUGCCGGGGAUCUACCCAAUUGUCAGAGUCAACUCCGUGCUCCGAGUCUCCCCACCCACCACCAUCACCCCCUGCUCCGUCUACUACACCACUGAGCAGGUCAAGCAAAGUCCUAUCUGCUCUUUGUGCGUCACUCUCCCCCUGCCCACCCCCUGCCACCUGCCUGCCCCUCCCUGUCCCCCCCCUGUUCCCCCCCUGUCCCCUCCCUGUCCCUUCCCUGCCCUCCACCCUCCUCCCUCCCUGCCCACUCCCUGCCCCCUGCCCUCUUCCCUCUCUCCCCAGGGCGACACGUGUGAGGCCCUGGCGACCUACUUCUCUCUCGCCAGCACCUGUCCGUCCGCCGAGUGCACGGCAGCCUUCCAGGCACUCAACCCGGGGGUGGACUGCACCGCCAACAGCGGGCAGCUUCCUUCGAGCCAGGCGGUGUGUGUGGAGCGGCGGGCGGAGAUGGCGGGGGUGGUGGCGCUGUGCUCGCAGUAUUACUAUGUGGAGAGCGCCGAGACGUGCGAGUCCAUCCGCAACGUGCCCGACCCGCCUCUCUCACGCGUCGACUUCUACCGCCUCAACCCCGGCAUCAAGUGCAGCCGCCUCGUGCCCAAGACGGAUGUUGGCAGCUUCACGGGCUUCGAGGCUUGUGUUGGGAGCACAGAAAGUCUUCUCCAGGGGACAUGUCCCCGCUCCACUGCCAUUACAAUUGGUACUGGUGAUCGCUGCACUGCAAUCCAGGUCAAGUAUUUCCGAGGUGUGAAAGGCUGCUACAAGCGCAUAAACGGUUAUGACUGCAUAGACAGGCUGAUAAAGGGUACAAAAGUGUGCAUUCCAAGCAAGGUGAAAAUAGCCAAGGGCAAAUGCGAGCCCUGA
Messenger RNA from Closterium sp. Yama58-4, 3138 nucleotides. NCBI's taxonomy places the organism in Eukaryota, Viridiplantae, Streptophyta, Zygnematophyceae, Desmidiales, Closteriaceae. The record is from the annotation of a GenBank genome assembly.